Molecule: messenger RNA, 1641 nt
Organism: Salpingoeca rosetta
Lineage: Eukaryota; Choanoflagellata; Craspedida; Salpingoecidae
Exons: 4
Coding region: 1-1491 (496 amino acids)
Biological process (GO): positive regulation of gene expression
Source: RefSeq, a predicted model, not a curated record
AUGCAAGCAUCAGCCAGGAAGAAGGACAGUGGCACAACGACUGCAGACGGCAAGGAGGAGGGCGGUGAUGGGCGUGGCGACCGAAGUGCCUCUGAGGGCGAUGAAGGGACCCAGCCAGCCUCACCACUCGAGCCGACAACCUCUGACGUGGCACUCGGGUUUUUGACGGAGGAGGAGCUGGUUGCGAUGCGGGCAGAGAAGCAGCAGCGCGACGGCGAGGGCAGUGAUGAGGAGGUGAUGGGUGUGAAACAGGAUGGAGAGGGGAAGGGUGAUGACGACCAGGGCACGAAGCGAGAGGCCGUUGGUGGCGAUAUCAGCCAGCCCACAGCUGUGGCAGACACGGUACCACCUCAGCAGCAGCCACCAGUGCCACAGCAGCAGGGGUACCCUUACUCUUACUCGUAUUCAUAUCCACCACCGCCAUUCCACCAGCCGCACCAACAGCACCAGCACCAGGUGCCAUAUCCUUUCCAGCCGUAUGCCCCGGCCCAGCAACAGCCCCCAAUGCACAUGCACCCCCAGCAACAACCCCUGCCUCCACAGCACCACCACCAGCAGCACCAGCAGCAACAGCAGCAAAAUGUGUACGGUACCCAGGCUGCCGCGACGCCGGAGCAGAUUGAGUUCGGGGCGUUCCUGCAGCAGCACUUUCCCCACCUCCUGCACCCGAGCACACCGGAGCCGCAGUUCAAGGACAUCUACUUCCGCUACUUUCUCCCGCACAAACAACAACAACAACAACAGCAGCAGCAGCAGCAGGGUGAGCAAGGACAAGGACUGGGACAGUCACCACAGGCUCAUCAAAGUGCACCACCACCACCACCACAACAACAACAGCAACAACAACAACAGCAACAGCAGCAGCAGCAGCAGCAGCAGCAGCAGGAGUUGGCGUCUUCAGCGAAGCCAGUGCAGUCCUCUUCCCAAGAUCGUGGUCAGCAGAACACCACCGCCGCCACCACCACCGCCCACGGCGAUGGGGAGGUUGAUGAGGAUGGUGAGGAGGUGCCGAUGUGGCUGCAGGUCCAGCGGUACCGCAUGUCGCCGCCGCCACCAGAGGCGUACACGGACCACGAGGCCAAGAUGCGCUACAUCCGCGGCUACCGGGACGGCCAGAGCGCCGAGGAGAGGGCGCACAGACGCAACCUGCUGCUUGAGAGCAUGCUGCACAAGCCGCUUCCAGAUGAGCUGCAGCACCUGCGGGGCCGAGAGAGGCGCCAGGCCGUUUUCUUGCAGCAUUUUUCGGAGCGCGAAGAACCGCUUCGCCAGCUUGUCAUGCUGCUUGGCGGCGAAAUGCCGGAAGAACUGCGAAAGGAACUUGAAGAGGAGCAGGAGCAGAUGCGGCGGCAGAUGCAGGAAGAGCAGCAACAGAACCAAGGCAGCGGCAACGACGAUGCUGCUGGUGCUGGCGAAGAUGGCAAGGAAGACAAGGAAGACAAGGAAGACAAGGAAGACGCCGACAAUGAGGUUGUGGGUCAAGAGACAGAGUGAGUGAUGUGUGCGUGUGCCGUUUGACGACGAGUGCGUGCUGCUGCACUGCUGCUUGUUGCGCACGACUUGCUGGUGUUUGACUUUGAACCUCAUAUUCUUAAAAUGGACCAUUUCUGUCAUUUCCGUAUCCAUAAACAAGUUACACAUGAA